AUGAGCAAAGCUGUUGGUAUUGACUUGGGAACGACCUACUCGUGUGUGGCUCGCUUCGCCAACGACAGAUGUGAUAUUAUCGCCAACGAUCAAGGGAACAGAACUACUCCCUCUUUCGUGGCCUUCACCGAUACUGAGAGAUUGAUUGGUGAUGCUGCUAAGAACCAGGCGGCAAUGAACCCGGCUAACACCGUGUUUGAUGCCAAGCGGUUGAUUGGUCGCAAGUUCAACGACCCUGAAGUUCAAAAUGACAUGAAGCACUUCCCGUUCAAGGUGGUUGAUAAGCUGGGGAAGCCGGCUAUCCAAGUUGAAUACAAGGGUGAAACUAAAGUGUUUUCCCCAGAAGAAAUCUCCUCGAUGGUGUUGGGGAAGAUGAAAGAGACUGCUGAAGCCUUUAUUGGUUCGAAGGUGACUGACGCUGUGGUCACUGUGCCUGCCUAUUUCAAUGACUCGCAAAGACAAGCCACUAAGGACGCUGGUCUCAUUGCUGGCCUCAACGUGUUGAGAAUCAUCAACGAACCCACUGCUGCUGCCAUCGCUUACGGUUUGGACAAGAAGGGCAACACCAAGGGUGAACAGAACGUGUUGAUCUUUGACCUUGGUGGUGGUACUUUUGACGUCUCUCUUUUGGCGAUUGAAGACGGUAUUUUUGAGGUCAAGGCCACCGCUGGUGACACUCACUUGGGUGGUGAAGACUUUGACAACCGCUUGGUCAACCACUUCAUCCAAGAGUUCAAGCGCAAGACUGGCAAGGACAUCACUGGUAACCAGAGAGCGUUGAGAAGAUUGAGAACCGCAUGUGAACGCGCCAAGAGAACUUUGUCGUCAUCGGCGCAAACCUCGAUUGAAAUCGAUUCGUUGUACGAAGGCAUCGACUUCUACACGUCGAUCACCAGAGCCAGAUUUGAGGAAUUGUGUGGUGACUUGUUCAGAGCCACCAUGGACCCUGUGGAAAAGGUGUUGAAGGAUGCUAAGAUUGACAAGUCGCAAGUGAACGAAAUCGUGCUUGUUGGUGGUUCCACCAGAAUCCCUAAGAUCCAGAAGUUGGUUUCUGACUUCUUUAACGGCAAGGAACCCAACAAAUCGAUCAACCCUGAUGAAGCUGUCGCCUACGGUGCUGCUGUGCAAGCCGCCAUCUUGACCGGUGACACCUCAUCGCUGACUCAAGACUUGUUGUUGUUGGAUGUGGCUCCCUUGUCCCUCGGUAUCGAGACUGCUGGUGGUAUCAUGACCACUUUGAUUCCGAGAAACUCCACUAUUCCGACCAAGAAGACGGAAACCUUCUCCACUUACGCCGACAACCAACCCGGUGUAUUGAUCCAAGUGUUUGAAGGUGAAAGAACCAAGACCAAGGACAACAACUUGCUUGGUAAGUUCGAAUUGUCGGGGAUCCCUCCCGCUCCUAGAGGUGUGCCUCAAAUUGAAGUCACCUUCGACUUGGACGCCAACGGGAUCUUGAACGUAUCUGCCUUGGAGAAGGGUACUGGUAAGACUCAGAAGAUUACCAUCACCAACGACAAGGGCAGACUCUCGCAAGAGGAUAUCGAACGCAUGGUGGCUGAAGCUGAGAAGUACAAGGAAGAAGAUGAAGCUGAAGCUGCUAGAGUUGGUGCCAAGAAUGGUCUUGAAUCCUACGCCUACUCGUUGAAGAACUCCAUCAACGGUGACUUGAAGGAUAAGAUUGAUGCCGGCGACAAGCAGACUCUUGAAAAGGCCAUUGACGAGACCAUAUCAUGGUUGGACGGUGCUCAAGCUGCCACCAAGGAAGAAUACGCCGACCGUCAAAAGGAAUUAGAACUGGUGGCCAACCCCAUCAUGUCUAAGGUCUACGGUGGCGCUGCUGGAGGCAUGCCUGGUGCUGAUGCCUCGGCUGGUGCUGCUGGCUCUGCUGGAGCUGAAGGUCCCUCGGUCGAAGAAGUUGACUAA
Molecule: messenger RNA, 1926 nt
Organism: Diutina rugosa
Lineage: Eukaryota; Fungi; Ascomycota; Pichiomycetes; Serinales; Debaryomycetaceae
Exons: 1
Coding region: 1-1926 (641 amino acids)
Biological process (GO): SRP-dependent cotranslational protein targeting to membrane, translocation; vesicle-mediated transport; cellular response to unfolded protein
Cellular component (GO): nucleus; cytoplasm; plasma membrane
Molecular function (GO): misfolded protein binding; ATP-dependent protein folding chaperone; ATP binding
Source: RefSeq, a predicted model, not a curated record